AUGCACAGCAGUUCCAUGAACAUUCAAUCGAGUACAAUUCCGUCGUCCAAUGUUCCGUCUCUUACGCAACUGCGCGGGUUCAGCCACAAGCGGCGACGUAGCGCAACGUUCGCACACUUUGAAAAGCAGCAGGACGAAGAAAAUACCACUGAGAGCUGCUGCACCACGUCGGGUGAGAGCUCGGGCGACGAGAGUGAUGAUAAUAGUUUGGAAGAGUUGAUAGAUGAAGAAGAAGAAGAAGAAGAAGAAGAGACGUUGGUGGCCGUCAAGCGGCGGCGUCGCGCCGAUCUCGAUGGACUCAAGAAGUCAAUGAGGCGCAUGGAAGCACAAGUGGUGAAUGCGUCUGCACAGCUGAAAGACCUCGCAGCUGUAGUGGCCCAGGUUGCGGCACGACGCCAGCACCAGCAAUGGCAAUGGCAAUACUCAGCACCAGAUUGCAUAGAGAGACGUACAAUUGACACUCAUCUAGCAAAGUGUUUUAGUAGUUUAUAG
Molecule: messenger RNA, 492 nt
Organism: Peronospora farinosa
Lineage: Eukaryota; Oomycota; Peronosporomycetes; Peronosporales; Peronosporaceae
Source: the annotation of a GenBank genome assembly